This is a messenger RNA of Caenorhabditis remanei, 1089 nucleotides long. RefSeq lists its product as uncharacterized. The record is from RefSeq and is a predicted model, not a curated record. Lineage: Eukaryota; Metazoa; Nematoda; Chromadorea; Rhabditida; Rhabditidae. The coding region runs from base 1 to 1089 and encodes 362 amino acids. The transcript has 6 exons.
AUGGAUACUUCAUUUGUGCCAACAUUCACUCAACGUGAGAAAAGAAAGUUCAUAUCUCGCAUGAUCCAAGAGCUACACGAAUUACUAGAACGCAGAAACCUUCGCAGGAACAACGGACAUAUUGCAGUUCUAACUGGCGUUGUUGAGCUGGUCACUGGAGUUAACUUGAAUGAGAUGCCCAUGUCUCCAAAUUUGGACAGUUAUGCAAAACGAAGGGAAAUUAAAAAGAUGGCUUGGGAUUGUUUGAAAAAUUUCAUCACAACGAAAUUCCAGAGACAACGAAUCUGGGACGACUUGACUCAAUCGAAAAUUCUUAAAGUCAUGAAGUAUUACUUGGAAGAUGAUGACAAUUUCGCAAACACUCAACAUGGAAUGGACCAUUCAGAAACGCCAACAUCACCGUCUCCGAAUAUUUUAGCUGUACUCGAAAAAGGUCGAUUUUCUCUGAAUCACUGUUACAGUCUUGGAUCUCGAGUUCUUCAUCAAACUAAAGAUUUAAUGAAUGAAUUGGGAAAACUCCUUGAAAUGAAUGGAUAUAAUAAUAUUUUGAGCAGUCCUGGAAACAUUCUUUUGGCUGCAAUUGGCGUGGUUUCUGGAUAUGAGGAGAAGAGAGUAUUCUCUCCUGGCUCGAUUCAAUACAAAUAUAUUAAUCAACAACAAGAUGCCUUAUUUAAAAUGAUGGCAAAGUUUAUCGAAGAAGAUGAAUCCGUGCAUGAAGAAGAAAAGAUAUGCCUCACUCCCAAUAGGAUUUUGAGAACGUUCAUCGAUCGUGUGUAUAACAUGACUGUAAGAAAAAAUCAGAAACGUAUCGAACUAUAUAAAAUGGCAUUCACCUCCGUUAAAAGCAAACCAAUAUCCGAGUUCUCGAUUUUACAACAUCAACAACAGGCUGGAACUGAAAUCUGCACACCAACUGCUAUUUCUUAUUUUGAUCAACAAGAAAUUACAGGAAUGAGGUGUUUUGUUGAGCGGAAGAUCUAUAUAAUGUACGAUAAAAGUUCAGAUUGUUGGAUGACAAUGACAACAAUAAACUCGGACGGAAACGCUCGAACGACAACGAAUUGGAUGGUGAUUGGCAGGCCAAAAUAA